AUGGAUCAUGGUGUUGUCAUGUACAGUCUGUUGAUUUGUAAGAAGAGUUUGCAGAAUGGGACAGGGAACGUCUCUAAAGGUCAGGAGCGUUUUUGUAAGGGUUACGGUAGCGGUGCAUUUUCAGCUACUGACACCUUAACAUUCGGAAAGCCGAUAACCCUCAAGGUCGUACCAAAAGAUGUACCGGCAACUCCUCCAUUUCUGUCCAUCUUGUCCCCUUUGAAGGGCGAUGGACAGGAUAUUUGUCUGGCCGCCGGGUUCUUUCCUGAAGAUAAGACUAUGACUUUGACUGUGGGAGUUAAUAAACCUGUGAGUCUUACCACCAGCGAAGCACCCUUGUUUAAAUCGACCAAAACCUAUUAUUAUGCUGGAUUCAAUGGUGAAAAAAUGCAAAAAUGCGAAAUGGAUGGACAAACAGCAAACAAAACUCUUGGCACUCCUGACACUCCUGACACGACAGAAAAACCCCAAAAACUGACUCCACAGUCUUGUCAAACAAGUCUUAGUACUGAUGCCUCAGAGUUCAUAAACACUGGUGAUCCAAAAAUGAACUCCAUGAAUCUUCUUGUGACAGGUCUGAGAAUUCUGCUUGCUAAAUGUGUCACAGUUAAUGCAUUGAUGACUGUGAAGGCAUUCAUAUUUUAAAAGUUUAAUUCAGCCACAUCAUCUGAAUAAUCAAAAAUUGUAACUGUAACUUAAUCAAAUAUCCAUGGCAAACAAACAAAUGCGAUUAUAGUCAGCCACAGGGUCACUAUUUAUAUAUUCUGUCUAAUAAUGUUACAUAGAAUGAAAAAUACAAAUUGUUAGUAAUGCAUUUCAAAUAUACAGAAUAUCGAUCAAACUUUUAUUGCAAACUUUUAGAAACAUUUCUGAAUUCAGUGGUAUAAUGUGCAGAUUGCUUUGCUAUGGUGUAUGUCUUUUCAGCUUUAUUUGCAGAC
Messenger RNA from Sinocyclocheilus rhinocerous, 938 nucleotides. RefSeq lists its product as uncharacterized. The transcript is spliced from 5 exons. The record is from RefSeq and is a predicted model, not a curated record. NCBI's taxonomy places the organism in Eukaryota, Metazoa, Chordata, Actinopteri, Cypriniformes, Cyprinidae. Bases 1 to 645 code for a protein of 214 amino acids.